Messenger RNA from Sorex araneus (European shrew), 887 nucleotides. RefSeq names its product protein S100-A16-like. Gene Ontology annotation, cellular component: perinuclear region of cytoplasm; nucleus. Gene Ontology annotation, molecular function: calcium ion binding. Lineage: Eukaryota; Metazoa; Chordata; Mammalia; Eulipotyphla; Soricidae. The record is from RefSeq and is a predicted model, not a curated record. The transcript has 3 exons. Bases 117 to 398 code for a protein of 93 amino acids.
UCUGGGAGUGCAGCGGGGAGGAGUCCUGGCAGGGCUGAGCGGGAGCAGCCAGAGGGGAGCCAGUACACACAGCCUAGUGGAGAGGACAGCACAGCCAGGCCAGGAGGUGAGGUGAGAUGGCCGACAGCUGCACGGAGCUGGAGCAGAUGAUGUUGCUGCUGGUGGAGAAGUUCUACAAGUAUGUGCCCAAGGGCAAGGAGGAGAUCAGAAAGAGCGACUUCCGGGAGAUGCUGCAGAAGGAGCUCAACCACAUGCUGACGGCCACUGGGAGCAAGGAGGCGGCCAACAAGCUCAUCCAGGAUCUGGACACCGACCACAAUGGGCGCAUCAGCUUCGACGAGUACUGGACCUUGAUAGGCAGCAUCGUCUUCCCCCUCAUUAACCACAAACUCUACUAGGAGCAGCAAGGCAGCAGCUAGGAGGCACCACGCCCCACACUGGCCCCCUUCUCAGCCUCACCCCUGCCCCUGCCCCUGCCUUCACACCUUCCCCUUGCUGACCAGGGCCUGGGCAUGGCAUAGCCCCUUUGUGAGCGUCCCCGACUGGGGGUAUCUCUGACGAUCUCAGACCCCGGAGCCAGCAGGCCCUAGACCCCUCUCCCACAACUGAGAGAUCAAAAUGCUGUUUGAGGUUCCCAAGAAUCGCCCCCCUCGGUGAGCCUGGACCCCGAUGCCAUGUGAUUGCUGUCUCCUGACCUCGGAUCCCUCUGCUGGGCGCAGCAGCGGAGACCUCGUCCCACUCCCAUGCAGCUCCUCUGCCAGGAGGAGGAAAUUCAGGGACUCCCCUCCAGAUGCCUCACUCUGGGUGGGAGUGAGCUAAGGGGGGUUGGGCCCCCUCCCACCUGCUCAGCCCAGGGACGCCCAUAAAGGCUUGAUUUGAAAUUUGUA